Molecule: messenger RNA, 1536 nt
Organism: Acaulospora colombiana
Lineage: Eukaryota; Fungi; Glomeromycota; Glomeromycetes; Diversisporales; Acaulosporaceae
Source: the annotation of a GenBank genome assembly
AUGCCUCCAAGAGUCAAGGUCAACUUUCACUACGAUAUUGGGUCCUCCUACUCGUACUUUGCAUAUGAAAUUCUUCUUCGCUAUGAGAAACUCUGGAAUAUAGACUUGCAACUGACCCCGAUCCUCCUCGGCGGUCUUGUCAUCUGUCUCACCAUCACCAAUCACCUCUACGUGACCAUCGUCGACACGUUAAUCUCGGUUGGGAUAGAACAAGGAUACACAGAGAGUAUCACAGGAAAUACAAGUCAUGGCCCAGAGUUUCCAGGUAACACCUUCAUGGUGAUGCGCAUGCUUCGAUACCUCAAGGACAUUCUUCCUCCUGAAAAGUUCAAAGCAGCUACUCGACACUACUUUCGCGAAAACUUUGUCGUCAAUACCGCACUCAGUUCUCCAUCCUUCAUAACUUCUCUUUCACCCUCCAUCCUCUCACCUGAAGAGAUGAAAGACGCCCUUAUCAAGUUCAAGGAUAAAUCCGUCACCGAUGCCAUGAAAGCUGAAGCGGCCGCUCUCGUCCAAGACUUUGGGGCCUAUAUACCCGGGCUCGGUCAUUCAACCCAAACUCUUACUACAACCACUCCACUCAACAAAAUGCCCCCCAGAGUCAAGAUCAACUUUCAUUACGAUAUCGGAUCUUCCUACUCCUAUAUUGCGUACGAAAUUCUUCUUCGUUACGAAAAGCUCUGGAAUGUGGACCUGCAACUGACCCCAAUACUCCUCGGAGGCGUCUUCCAAUUAACCGGGAACACCUCCCCAGCCGCGUCGGCGUACAAGGCAGCCCACAUGUUGAACGACUUGCGUCGAGUUUCAGCAGAAACCCAAGGUCCAGAGUUCCCGGGCAACACCUUUUUGGUGAUGCGCAUGCUGCGAUACCUCAAGGACGUUCUUCCCCCUGAGAAGUUUAAGGCAGCUACUACGCACUAUUUCGUAAGUAAUAGAGCUUGUAAAUUUAGGCUAUCUUCUGACAUUGUCAUUGUUAUGGGAUCUGUUGUACAGCGUGAAAACUUUGUCGUGAAUACCGCACUCAGCUCUCCAUCCUUUAUAACAUCUCUCCCUUCCUCUAUUCUCUCAAAGCAAGAGAUGGAGGAGGCGCUACUCAAGUUCAAGGACAAGUCUGUCUCCAAUGCCAUGAAGGCCGAGUCGACUGCCCUUGUCCAAGAAUAUGGUGCAUUUGGGUUCCCUUGGAUCGUUGUUACUAGGAAUCCUACUGCUAUCAACCCUGCAGCUGAUGGUGAUAGCACUGCAUGUUUCUUUGGAUCAGAUAGGUUUGCAAAUAUUGCCUGGUGGUGCGUCUUGUUCAGUCACAUUCUCACCCAUUCGCCUCAUUCAUUACUUCUGUAUCAUGAAACAGGCUCGGACCAGAAUACCCUUGGUUGGGACCAGUACCUUCCAAGGCUAAUCUCUGAACUAGGCAUCGAAAUUUCUUCAGAAACGCUUAUCAAGGAUUGUGAAACAAAUCUGUCCAUGUGCCAAAGCUAUUCUAUACAGUUUUGUGAAAAUGAAUUACAAGGUUUACAUAUUCACAUUAUGAGACAUUAG